Molecule: messenger RNA, 6400 nt
Organism: Phyllostomus hastatus (greater spear-nosed bat)
Lineage: Eukaryota; Metazoa; Chordata; Mammalia; Chiroptera; Phyllostomidae
Gene: AMZ2
Product: archaelysin family metallopeptidase 2
Exons: 11
Coding region: 216-1346 (376 amino acids)
Biological process (GO): proteolysis
Molecular function (GO): metallopeptidase activity
Source: RefSeq, a predicted model, not a curated record
CGCGCAGGGGCCGCCGUUGUAGGCAGGCUCGCGGGCGUCAUCAAAGCCCGGAGGGGGGAAGGGUGAAGGCGCCCCACAGAACACCUUUCCCGACCAGGCCCUGAGGUGCAGGUCCUUGAGAGAUAUGUAUCAUUACGCUGGAAAAGCCUAGAUAAUUAGAAAACCUAAAAAGCCUCUGAUGGAACAGCUGUUUGGCCCAUUCAGCAGAAGGAUGAAUGAAGCUCUACCUAAAAACAGGCUGUGAAUGGAAGGGACCUGUCAUUAUGCAAACAAUACGGCACUCAGAGCAGACACUUAGAGCAGCUCUCAUUUCAAAGAACCCAGUGCUUGUGUCCCAGUAUGAGAAGUUUGGUGCUGCAGAAAGGCGUUUGAUGAAUGAAGCCUUCCGACCAGCCAGUGAUCUCUUUGAACCCAUUACCUUGCAUUCUCAAUCAGAUUGGAUCACCUCCCAUCCUGAGCCUCCCCAAGACUUUGAAGAGUUUUUCAAUGAUCCUUCCAGAAAGACACCCUCUCCAGAGAAACACAGUAUUUAUAUACAGUGUAUCGGAUCUCUAGGAAACACCAGAGUUAUCAGUGAAGAAUAUAUUAAAUGGCUCAAGGGCUACUGUGAAGCAUUUUUCUAUGGCUUGACAGUAAAACUCCUAGAACCGGUUCCUGUCUCUGCAACCAAGUGUUCCUUUAGAGUCAAUGAUAACACACAAAACCUACAAAUACAUGCAGGGCACAUCCUGAAGUUCUUAAAAAAGAAGAAACCUGAAGAUGCCUUCUGUAUUGUGGGAAUAACAAUGAUUGACCUUUACCCAAGAGACUCCUGGAAUUUUGUCUUUGGACAGGCCUCUUUGACAGAUGGUGUGGGGAUAUUCAGCUUUGCCAGGUAUGGCAGUGAUUUUUACAGCUCAAGCUAUGAAGGCAAAGCAAAGGCAUUCCAGAAAAAGUCUUCAAGUGACUAUUCGGUUUUUGAUGACUAUUACAUUCCUGCAGUGACUAGCGUUUUGCUGCUUCGGUCCUGUAAGACUUUAACCCACGAGAUUGGACACAUAUUUGGACUUCGACACUGCCAGUGGCUCGCAUGCCUAAUGCAAGGCUCCAACCACUUGGAAGAGGCUGACCGGCGCCCCCUACAUCUGUGCCCUAUCUGUUUACGCAAGUUACAGUGUGCUAUUGGCUUCAACAUUAUAGAAAGAUACAAAGCACUGGUGAGGUGGAUUGACGAUGACUCUGCUGACACACCUCGAGUCACUCCAAAACAUAGUCGUGAGGAUAAUGUGAAUUUGCCAAAACCUGUGGAAGCCUUUAAGGAGUGGAAAGAGUGGAUAAUAAAAUGCCUUGCUGUUGCCCAAAAAUAAGAACCUUCAUAUAGGAGUAAUUAAAAUAAGUACUUGUACCUUAUGCUUUCUUUUGGAUCAAGUACUUCUCUGGAAUAAACUGUUUACUGAUCCUGUCCUUUAUCAAAGUAACAGAAGAGAAGCACCUUCAAAACACUUGAACUUGAAAUGAAACUCAUUUUGAAUGAUAAAAACUCUAAACUCUUUUGUCUUUUUAGCCUGGUCUCUGAUAGCAAGCAUAUCCAUCAUAUCCAUUCUUCAAAUAUGUUUAUUUAUAUGUCUCCUGUGAAGGCUAGGACCAGCAGUAACUAUGCUUACUUGACUGGGGGAGAGAAUGUGAUAGCAUUACCUGUGGCUGUGCCAGGAAGGACCAGGAUGGCCUGAUGGUCGUGAACAUCAGCUUCAUUUUCGUGCUGGGGAACAGGCUGAAAACCUCAGAUGGAACAAACUGCUUCUGCUCGAUCAGCAUGUGCCGGUUAUGGUGACGAGAUGCUAGGGCGAUCAAUGGACUAGGUGCUAGUGAGUGGAGAGCAUUUCUCCCUUUCCCAUCUUAACCUCGAAGGUGAAACUUAAAGGCAGCUGUGGGACCUCCGGCGGCCCUGCGAGCUGGCCUUUCUUUCUCAGGAAGCAGUAUCACUGUCCCUGGCAGAGAGACCCAGCACAAGAGCUUGAGCCUCAGACCUCAGAAUGGCAGCUGCAAGCCAUCACUCCAAUCCAGCCUCCUGCUUCUGUCCCGAGGAAGUCCCUCAGCUCUCCAGAGCCGAGGAUCGUGACUCCGCCUUCCCCAGCGCCAGGUACCCCUGAAGGGACCACCAUCCUGCCAUGCCGCACACAUGUAUUUACCCUCAGUGGGCCAUACCCCGGGGGGGAGGCCUUGGAAAAUCUGUGUGGCAGUGCAGCAGAGCAGUAAGUGGAAACACUUCUCAGGGAGAGAGCACGCACACAGUGCUUUCCAAGAGUUAGAUCUUAGUCAGUUCUUUGGUUCUGAUUGAUAGUCUAGAGCAGAAACAUCUAAUGUAAUGAAUAUAAUAUGAGCCACAUACAUAAUUUAAAUUUUUCAAAUGGCCUCAUUAGUAUUUGCUAAAAGAAGCAGGUGAAUAUAUUUCAGUCAUAUAUUUUAUUUAAUCCAAUAUAUCCUAUGCUAUCAUUUCAACAGGUAAUGAAUAUACAAAUUAUUAAGAUAUUUUACAUUCUAUUUUCAUACUAAGUCUUCAAACUCUGGCUGUUUUUUUACACAUACAGCACAACUCAGUUCCCACUGGGCACAUUUCAGGUGCUCAGCAGCUCCACCCGACUCAUGGCUACUGUACUGGACAACCCCAGCUCUAGAUUAGUACCAUUUUGUAGUCUACAUGGAAGGCAUAUGAAAUUGAAUAAACAGGGGGAAAAAAAGCUUUCUAAAGUAAGAGGUUUUGCAGGUCCUCUGGCAGUGCAGUACGGGUUGAUAUUCAAGUUGCAAGGUGUGAACACUUUUGGAUCUUGCCGUUAACCUCUGCGGCAGGUUGUUUUUACACUCUUCUGUUGUCAAGGACCUGGUAUUUCCUUUAAUGUGUUUUCAUUUUUGGAAAUCAAAGUUUUAAAGUAUUAAUAAUGUGAAUGUUGCUGAGUCCAUUUCAAAGAUGAGGAAACAAGCCCGCAGUAGCUAGUAAACUGUGUGCAGUGACACCAGAGGCAGAAACGGGACCAUAUUCCAAGUCUUCCUAAUUUCAUUUUUGCUGUGCUGUAUUUCCACUGCGCUGCAUGACCUCAUAAGAAGUAAAGUAUUACAAGCCAGAAACCUGCCGUAUUUUUACAGAUUGUUUAUAGAAGGGAUUAUAAGAUUAAAGUCUUUUUUCAUUUCUUUUGUCUUCAAGUGAGACCAUCUGGGGUUGAUCAAGGUCAGCAAAAUCAGAGUACUUUGCCUUAGUACCAAGAAAGAGGUUCAGUAUCCAGAAAGAACUUGCCAGUAGUUGAGGCAUUAAAAAAAAAAAGUAUAAUGGAAAAAUGUCUACUAGAAAUAAGUUAAGUGAAAACAAAGGCUGCUCCAGCAAAAUGUUAAAAUUCAGAGCCUGCAUUCUCAUUCCACCCUAGUGGUCAUUUCUUCCCACUGUUUAGUCUCUGAUGGAUCUGUGUUUUCUUCCUUACACCUGACCUGUGUAUAGAGGACAUUAUUGCUAGGCACUUUGAGACCCCUCUCAGACAUUGGACCUGUAACAGGCUUUGAGCACAGUGCUUUGUGUCCUGUGCCCAGGCAGUCUAAAUGCUUCAUAGCAGCACCAGCCACUCUUGUAAUCACAGCUGUAAUCGUGAAUAGAUAUCAACUUUUUUCUCUAGCAAAAGUCAGUGAAAAAUAAAGAACUCAUUCAUUCAUUCAACAGUGUUUUGGGAGCAUCACCUACUAUGUGCCAGGCCUGCUCAACACCUUGGAUAUGCAGCAGUGAACAAAAAACUGGUUCCCUAAUGUGAUCAUUGAAGAGACAGAUUAAUGAAAUGAAUAAACAUAUACGUUUAUAACCUAAUGUCAGAGUAAAGGGUGAGUAGCAACUGGUAUUUCAAAUAGGAUAGUCAGGAAUGCCUCCUCAGGGUGACCUUUGUAGGGGACCAAAUGGAAGUGUCAUGUCAUGUACACAUUAGGGGAAGGGUGCACCAGGCAAAGGGAACCACAAAUGGAGGGCCUAAUUCUUGUGAUAUCAAGGAGCAAUAGGAAGGCCAGUGCAGCUAGAGUAGCAGUACCAAGGGGGAAUGUAAUAGCCUCCAUCAGGUUGUACAGGAAGAGCCCAUUGUUAAGGAUUGGGUUUUCAAUAUGAUCAUGUCUGACUUGUACUUUGAAAGGAUAUCAUAAGGCUGCCAUCUGGAAACUAAAGGCCAAGGUGUGGUGGUUGGAUAGAUAGCAAGAGUGGAAGCAGGUAAGCCAGCUAGAAGUUGAUUGCAAUAGUCCAGCUAAAGAUGAUACUGGCUUGGAUCAGGGUUACUGGUUGUUUGACAAAGGCAGUCAGGUCCUGGAUAUGUUUAGGAGGUAGAGCCAACAGGAUUGGUGGAGGAGCAUGUUUGGAGAGCAGGAUCAAGAAUUCUGUGGAGGACUUGUUAAAUUGGAGAUGCCUCGCUGGCAUGGCACCCACCUGCUGUCACAUGGGUGUGUAUCAGUCCAGAGCUCAGUGACACAGUCUGGACUUAGUGUGGGAGUUGACAGUGUGGAGAAGGUACUUAAAGCUUUGACUGCAUUCUGGGGGCAUAAGUUUCGAGGAGAGUUAGUGUGCUUGCUUUUUUUCUUGAGUUGCUGGAGAAGUAUAUAAGUAAUAUAUUGCUAGCUGCAUGGCCACAGUUUGUAUUUUCUGUCAAUAAUCUUUUAAGAGCUAUAUUUGAAAAUUCACCCUGGCCAAUGUGGUUCAGUUGGUUGGAUUGUCGUCCUGUAAACUGAAUGGUUGUGGGUUUGAUUCCUAGUCAGGGCACAUACCCAGGGUGUGGGUUCAGUCUCUCGAGACUGUAGGAGAGGCAGCCAGUUGUUUCUCUCUUACAUCCAUGUUUUUCUCCCUCCCUUCCCCUUUCCCUAAAAAAAUCAGUGGGCAGGUCCUUGGGUAAGGAUUAAAAAAAAAAACCUUUAUAGAUAGAGGCUUAGAUUAUCAGUUUUUCUAUCUAAUUUCCCCUUAGUCUAUCGUCACUGAAGUAAUUUUGAUCUGGAUGUGAGAGGUUUUCUUCUAUGAAAAGCCAAGUUUUUCUUGUUCUGUUCAUCAGGGGGUCAUUACAGAAACUGAACACAAGGGGGAGAGAGUUUCCUUACCUAUGCAAUAGUGGCUGGGCCACCUGUUGGAACCCUCACUUCUCUUAACCUUAUAUCAAAAACAAAUUUGGUGACAAGGAUAAUGUCUCAUUUAUCAAUACAAUGUAUAUUUAUAGGAGAGAUCUUUUAACAUGUAACAUAUAUGAUUUGUCUUUACAUUGGUACUUUCAGUUUCUUUUAUUUUUCUUGCAUCAGUAAAUUUAUUGCAAGUAAGAAUUGUAUACACACACCAGGCAUGUUUUUCCACAUAAAAGCCAGCAUUGUAAUACAAAUACUUAACACUUUGGCCAUGAAACUCAAAGAUAAAAAAAACUUCUCAAGGUAUCUAUAUUAAGUAACUGAGUUCUUUAAUAUUUGUAAUCUAUGCUUAUUUAAUUAUAAUUUUGAAAAUAUAAUUAUAUUGUUCAUUAUUCAUUAUGCUUAUUGUAUAUGACAUCUUUCCUGAAAUUUUAUGUCCUUCAAAAUACAACUUUUCAUGACUUCAAAAUAUCCAUAUGUACCUCUUAGUGAUACUAUUGUAAAACCAAAAUUGUUUUCAAGUAGCAAGUGCUCAAGUCAUACCAUUCCUGAUCACAGAUAUAAGUGAUGUCCAUUUUUUUUAAAUGGCUCUCUUAUACUUCUUGUUCCUAUUUUAAUAUGCCAACCAUUGCUUCACUGAUAUCCCAGAGUUUUCUUGCAACAGACUCAUCAAUGGCAUUAGGCAGUAGUUCGUCCUCUUUACAAUCCCCAAAGUACUUUCUUGACACACCUCCUACCUCAGGUGAAGAGGCUAAAUAAAUCGAAGUCUGGGUACCUUCAACUGGAGUUUGGAAAAAAACCCAAGACACCAAACUGAAAACUCAUUUGCCCAAUAGUGGAACGUGUAUGUGCUUCCCAAGAUUAGUCCAAACACCACCAGGAUGUACAGCAUUGACUACCAUUUGUGCCGUCUAAGCAGCAGGCUAGUUCCCUGAUAAGAAGGAUGGUAGCCAGUUUGCUCCUACUAUAACAAAAGCUUUCAUCAUAGCUUUGUUCACUGCUCAAGUCUUCAAAGGGGAUGUCUCCAUAUUUAUAGAGUUUGGAAGAAACUGCCACAAUCCUGCUGGGAGCUGAAUGUUUGAGUAGUCCAAAGAGAAGAUUGGUGAGUAGAACGUGACCCAGAUGGUUCACUCCAAACUGCAUUUCAGACCCAUCUCCAUUCUUCAGAUAGGGCACUGGAAGAUCCCUGCAUUAUUCAUCCAGACGUCUAGUCUAGGCUCUUUCUGGAGCAUCUCCUGGCAGAAGGUGCACUUGGUGCGCCCUGUGGCUAGGCCCAGCUCCUUGAUGAACGUCAUCGGGG